AUGCGGAGCCUCACUGAGGCUGACUGCAGAAUGCACGUGGUACCUGGACGAGAGCUUCCGGGGCUCCCGCUUGAAAGUAAUGAUGUUAUCUCUGCCUUGUUGCCCCACAGGUUGGGAAGCAGCACCUUCAAGAACAUGCAGCGCCGGCACACAACCUUGAGAGAGAAAGGCCGCCGCCAGGCCAUCCGGGGUCCCGCCUACAUGUUCAACGAGAAGGGCACCAGCCUGACACCUGAGGAGGAGCGCUUCUUGGACUCUGCCGAGUAUGGCAACAUCCCCGUGGUCAGGAAGAUGCUGGAGGAGUCCAAGACCCUCAACUUCAACUGCGUGGACUACAUGGGGCAGAACGCGCUGCAGCUGGCGGUAGGCAAUGAGCACCUGGAAGUCACGGAGUUACUGCUCAAGAAGGAGAACUUAGCGCGUGUGGGGGACGCGCUCCUGCUGGCCAUCAGCAAGGGCUACGUGCGCAUCGUGGAGGCCAUCUUGAACCACCCGGCCUUCGCGCAGGGCCAACGCCUGACGCUCAGCCCGCUGGAGCAGGAGCUGCGGGACGAUGACUUCUAUGCCUAUGACGAGGAUGGCACGCGCUUCUCCCACGACAUCACUCCCAUCAUCCUGGCGGCGCACUGCCAGGAGUAUGAGAUCGUGCACAUCCUCCUGCUCAAGGGCGCCCGCAUCGAGCGGCCCCACGAUUACUUUUGCAAGUGCACGGAGUGCACCGAGAAGCAGCGGAAAGACUCCUUCAGUCACUCACGCUCCCGUAUGAAUGCCUACAAGGGACUGGCAAGCGCAGCCUACUUGUCUCUGUCCAGUGAAGACCCUGUCCUCACCGCGCUGGAGCUAAGCAACGAGUUAGCCAGACUAGCCAACAUUGAGACUGAAUUCAAGAACGAUUACAGGAAGUUAUCUAUGCAAUGCAAGGAUUUUGUGGUGGGCGUGCUGGACCUGUGCCGAGACACAGAAGAGGUGGAAGCGAUUUUAAAUGGUGAUGUGAACUUCCAAGUCUGGUCCGACCACCACCGUCCGAGUCUGAGCAGGAUCAAACUCGCCAUUAAAUACGAAGUCAAGAAGUUCGUUGCUCAUCCUAACUGUCAGCAGCAAUUGCUUACCAUGUGGUAUGAAAAUCUCUCAGGCUUACGUCAACAGUCUAUGGCUGUGAAAUUCCUGGCUGUCUUUGGAGUCUCCAUAGGCCUCCCUUUUCUCGCCAUAGCCUAUUGGAUUGCUCCGUGCAGCAAGCUAGGACGAACCCUGAGGAGCCCUUUCAUGAAGUUUGUAGCCCAUGCAGUUUCUUUUACUAUCUUCUUGGGAUUGUUAGUUGUGAAUGCUUCAGACCGUUUUGAAGGCGUUAAAAUGCUGCCAAAUGAAACCUUCACAGACUACCCGAAACAAAUCUUCAGAGUAAAAACCACACAGUUUUCCUGGACGGAAAUGCUAAUCAUGAAGUGGGUCUUAGGAAUGAUUUGGUCCGAAUGCAAGGAAAUCUGGGAGGAGGGGCCACGGGAGUACGUACUGCACCUGUGGAACCUGCUGGACUUCGGGAUGCUGUCCAUCUUCGUGGCCUCCUUCACCGCCAGGCUCAUGGCCUUCCUAAAGGCCAGCGAAGCACAGCUGUACGUGGACCAGCACGUGCAAGACGGCACGCUGCACAACGUCUCGCUUCCGCCGGAAGUGGCGUACUUCACCUACGCCAGGGACAAAUGGUGGCCUUCGGACCCUCAGAUCAUAUCAGAAGGGCUGUAUGCGAUAGCUGUCGUGCUGAGCUUCUCUCGCAUUGCGUACAUCCUGCCAGCCAAUGAGAGUUUCGGGCCCCUGCAGAUCUCCUUAGGGAGAACCGUGAAAGAUAUCUUCAAGUUCAUGGUCAUUUUCAUCAUGGUAUUUGUGGCCUUCAUGAUCGGGAUGUUCAACCUGUACUCCUACUACCGAGGCGCAAAGUACAACCCAGCGUUUACAACGGUUGAAGAAAGUUUUAAAACCUUAUUUUGGUCCAUAUUUGGCUUGUCUGAAGUGAUCUCGGUGGUGCUGAAAUACGACCACAAAUUCAUCGAGAACAUCGGCUACGUUCUCUAUGGCGUUUAUAACGUCACCAUGGUGGUAGUGCUGCUCAAUAUGCUAAUAGCCAUGAUCAACAACUCGUAUCAGGAAAUUGAGGAGGACGCGGACGUGGAGUGGAAAUUUGCCCGAGCCAAGCUCUGGCUAUCUUACUUUGACGAAGGAAGAACUCUACCUGCUCCUUUUAAUCUAGUGCCAAGUCCUAAAUCAUUUUAUUAUCUCAUAAUGAGAAUCAAGAUGUGCCUCAUAAAACUUUGCAAAUCUAAGGCCAAAAGCUGUGAAAAUGACCUUGAAAUGGGCAUGCUGAAUUCCAAAUUCAGGAAGACUCGUUACCAGUCUGGCAUGAGGAAUUCUGAAAACCUGACAGCAAAUGACACUUUCAGCAAGCCCGCCAGAUACCAGAAAAUCAUGAAACGGCUCAUAAAAAGAUAUGUCCUGAAGGCCCAGGUGGAUAGAGAAAAUGAUGAAGUCAAUGAAGGUGAAUUGAAAGAAAUCAAGCAAGACAUCUCCAGCCUACGCUAUGAGCUUCUUGAAGAGAAAUCUCAAGCUACUGGUGAGCUGGCAGACCUGAUCCAACAGCUCAGUGAGAAGUUUGGAAAGAACUUAAACAAAGACAACCUGAGGGUGAACAAGGGCAAAGACAUUUAG
Messenger RNA from Loxodonta africana (African savanna elephant), 2697 nucleotides. RefSeq names its product transient receptor potential cation channel subfamily C member 7 (gene TRPC7). The transcript has 12 exons. Gene Ontology annotation, molecular function: protein binding; store-operated calcium channel activity; inositol 1,4,5 trisphosphate binding. NCBI's taxonomy places the organism in Eukaryota, Metazoa, Chordata, Mammalia, Proboscidea, Elephantidae. The record is from RefSeq and is a predicted model, not a curated record. Gene Ontology annotation, biological process: regulation of cytosolic calcium ion concentration; single fertilization; calcium ion transmembrane transport. Gene Ontology annotation, cellular component: cation channel complex; plasma membrane. The coding region runs from base 1 to 2697 and encodes 898 amino acids.